GUUACUAUGUUGAGAAAUGUUAAACUCCUGCUAUUGAUUACGUAACUUCGAACGUUUUCGUACCUGUUAAAUCAUUAACAAUACAAUCAUUUUCAUAUGCUUUAACUGGACAAAUCUGCGUAUUACAGGAGUAAAAAGAUUGCAGUAAGCAGCGACUAUAUAAAGAUGGAAACUGUUCUAGAAAAUUUGGAAUUUUUUACCGAUGACGUCAGCGACUUUAAAAAUGAUCUUCAACGAAAACUUACUGAAGUCGAUCAGUCACGUGAUCAGGAGGGAAGCAAGAUUACACGAACGACGGGAUCAAUGAAGCUAGCUAUUAAAACAGCAGAAAAAAAACUUUUAACAGAAAAUGCCGAAUUGUUUACUGCCUAUGAACAUAAUUUACAAAAAAGUAUUGAAGCAGUAUCACAACUUGAGAAGGAAAUUACUUCCGUUCGUUCCCAAGCACAAAAUUGCCUGACUUCCGGUACAGGUAGUGGAUCGUCUGAAGACAGAAUGAUAUACAACAAGUUUGAUUCUCUGCAGACUCGUUUAGCUAGUCUCCAGAAGGGUGCGGUGCACCCUGUAUUUCAACCUUGUGAAGAUAAUUUGUCGAUUGUUAAGCAUAUUGAUGUGGGGAAAUUUGAGGUGUCGGGUGCGAACCUUGUGCCACCUAUAAUUGGGUUUCCUACUAAACGCAGUAAAGACAUGAAUCCCUGCUUUGUUACAGGAUUUCUUUGGGCCAAUCACAUGUUUGUCGUGUCGGACAAAGGAAAUAAGAAAGUGAAAUUCUUUACAGAAUACGGCGAUUUUCUCGGCGAAUUAAUGUUUACCGACGCAUCGCCAUACGGAAUUUGUCAUAUGAAGGACACCUGUGUGGCGAUUACUUUGCCUAAAGUCAGGCAGAUUUACAUCGCACAAGUAAACAACAUGAAAGCAGAAAUACUAUCCAGUUUUUAUACUCAUGUGGGUUAUGCCGGUUUAUGUAAAGGACAUGACGGGUAUACUUUCAUCGCAAGUAUGGCGUCAAAUACGCCGGGUGAAUCGCAAGUUGAUAUUAUCGGUUUCAGAGGAGAAGUUUUGAUGUCUUUUAAAAGCGACCCAAAACUUCAGACACCUUUAUUUAGCUUUCCAAGAUAUGUAGCAGCAUUUCAAGGAGCGCUCAUCAUAUCUGACUGGAGAAAAGAUUGCGUCAUUUUCUUGCACGUUGCAACCGGAAGUGUCCUAAAGGAAUAUCGCGGAACGAAAGAAAGUCCUCUGACUAACCCGUAUGACAUUGCCUUGGAUAAUCAGGGGAAUGUCUAUAUUCUAAACGGUAAAGAUGGCACUGUCCAUGUUGUCGAUACGCAAUGUAAUCUGACUGACGUCAUUAGGGACACAUCAGAGUUGCUAAACCCUAGACUUUUAGCCUACAACGACGAGGCUGGACUUUUAGCAGUCACGUAUGGUGCUGGUGAUAUAAAGACGUAUUAUCACCGCGUACCGUUGCCGGAGACAGCAAAACCUUCUAUCUCGUCACAUGAUACCCCGGCGUUUCUUUCCCCUCCAAUUCCGGACGCAACUGCACGAAGUCCAUCACCGGCAUUUUAAAAUGACCAGCAUGUUUGGAUAAUUACAGUCUAUGAAAACAAUCCAAACAGAGUAAAUACUAUGACGCUGAAUAUAACGCUUAAUUUUUAUGUACAUUGAAUGUGAUUUUAUAUAUACUAUAAAACUGAGAUUAGUUUUUUUUUGUCACAUGGUUGCUCGCCUAUUAUAAACGUUAUAAGCUUUUGGCUACUGAAAGGACAUAAUUACUUUGUCACUUGUACUCAAUUCAGUUGAAGGAUCAGAUUCAUCCGCUAUCUUUGUACAUAUGUAUAACGUCAUGACUAUUUUUAUUGUAAUUCAACCUAGUUAAUCUUUGAAUACAUUACUAAAACUGUGUUUUAACAAAGAGAGCGCACCAUUCUACAGGUUAGUCACCAGGUCAGUCGUCACCUUACAAUAACAAUACAACACAUACAAUCAAAUACAAUAUGAACAAUUUUAACCUAGAUGAAGCUAAACAACUACCACCAGAUGAAAAACGAAAUAUGAUCCUUGAAUCGUUAUCAAACUUUGGACUAUUGAAACUAGGAAUUGACAAUAUAGAAGCUCAAAUGUAUGUUAAUUAUGCAACACACGAAAUUACUGAUUGUGUUUGAGAUUGUUAGACGAAGACUCUUAACAAUAUUGUCCAAUCAAACUGGUCCAGAGGGAAAAAGCCCGCUUAACAUCACAAGUCAAGACAAUAUGAAAAUUUGAGACGCCGUGAAUUUUCGUCAGGAAGAGGAAGAAUGUCAAUUUUCUAUAGAAAUAGCGCAGUUACCCUCUAUUUCAAUUGAUACUGCACGAGAUCCCAACAUCAAACCUGCAAAUGCUUAAGGCAAGGAUUAGUACUGGCCGGGGAUGGUUUCAUCUUCGCCCGAAAUCUCUAGUGAUGCUAGUUCCAAUGACCACUUAUGUGUUGAAUAUAAGAAUGUUAACUGAUCUACCGUUUCUACUCCAAUAUUUCACACGUGUGUAAAAACUGUAUCCAGCUUCCAAGUACUUCGACUAUGUUAUCAUGUGGACAUGUUGACGAAAACCUAAUUUUUCUCUUAAAUAAUAACUUACCGGAAGACUUCAGUGUUACGCGUACAAAACCAAACACUGUGAAAGACCUAUGUACUGAUAACGAAGACUUGCAUGAAACAUAUGAAAGUACGGAACAUUACCAGUCUUAAUGUCUCGCAUCCAAUUCCCAGAAUUUAUUUUGCUAUUAGAUACAUAUGAUAUCCUAUGUGUACAAGAGGCUAUAAGCUAAAUGGACAUACCAGGUUUUACUUUUUAUUAGAAAAUUACCUCCGGAAAUCUGGUAUUGCUUUUUUGUUGAAAAUACUGUUGUUGACAUAAAAAGGUUUUAGAGACAUUAAAUGAGUAUGAUUUUUUUGGAUAAAAGUAAAAAAGUUCUUUAUUAAAAAGUUUCUAUGAC
Molecule: messenger RNA, 2974 nt
Organism: Ruditapes philippinarum (Manila clam)
Lineage: Eukaryota; Metazoa; Mollusca; Bivalvia; Venerida; Veneridae
Exons: 2
Coding region: 166-1569 (467 amino acids)
Source: RefSeq, a predicted model, not a curated record